CUCUUUUAAAUAAAAAUACGUUCUACGUAGAUGGACGGAGGGAGUAUUAAGAGAAGCUCACAAGUCACGUCACACGUAUUUGACGUGCGAACCAAUAAUUUAGACGGCGACGGUGAUCCUCCUGAUCCCGGCAGCCAACCCAACCCACCCAGAAAUUCGACCUGCUUGUUGACCUCGACGAUGUUAUAGUACGUACCCGGUCGAUAGACACGUGGUGUUUUGCUGUCGUGAUACGUAGAUACCCAGAUGGCCACAUGCAUGACCGAUCAGCGUCUGAUCGGAUCUCUUUUAGUUGAUCAUGCAUGCGAACGAGGUCCAUCGUAUACUAAUAACUCGAACAACUGGCAGCUAACGAGAACAACGAUAUACUGUAGUAAUAAAUUACCAACUCGGAGCGAUAGAACUGGCUGCUAAGGGGCAAAAAGUACUCCUGCUCAUCUGAUCGAAUCAUUUUUAUUUUAGUUGAUAAAUGUGAUUCAUUUGUUUACGUGAACUUGGAUCGGACUGCUCUGUUUUCGCGCAUUUUUCUUGUCACAAAAUCCUUCCCUGUUCUCUGCAUGGAUUCAUCAGAUUUCCUACCCUGGUUUUAGUUUUUAGAUUAGACAUGGAUAGGAUUGGAGUCCACUUUCACUUCACGGGUCCAUCGAGCUGCUUGGCAGAAUCUCUGACUCUCUGUCGUUCCCGGAAUAACCAACCCAGCCGCCCGUCCCCACCUGCUGCCCAUUUUCCCGGACCCCACCCGCAGUUUCGAGUUGACUGCACCCGCAUCCCGCCCGCCCAUCCUUCUUCCCCUGCCUCGGGUCCUCCUCUCCUCCUCCGUUCCAUUCCUUCAACUCUUCGAGCACCAGCCCCUCCUCCCCUGUCCCAGCUCGCCGGCACCAUCUCCGGCAACACACGGCCUCCAGCAACACGGUGACGGUGCAGGCUGCACAGGCCCACGCGCGCCAUGACCUGGAACAAGUCCCCGGCCGACGGCUCCGACACCGGCCUCGCCCGCCUCCGCGAGCUGGGAUACAAGCAGGAGCUCAAGCGCGACCUCUCGGUGCUGUCCAACUUCGCCUUCUCCUUCUCCAUCAUCUCGGUGCUGACGGGAGUCACCACGCUCUACAACACCGGCCUCACCUUCGGCGGCCCGGCCACCAUGACCUUCGGCUGGUUCGUCGCCGGCGCCUUCACCAUGGCCGUCGGACUCUCCAUGGCAGAGAUCUGCUCCUCCUUCCCAACCUCCGGUGGCCUCUACUACUGGAGCGCACGCCUCUCCGGCAAGCGGUGGGCGCCCUUCGCGUCAUGGAUCACCGGAUGGUUCAACAUUGUCGGUCAGUGGGCGGUCACCACCAGCGUGGACUUCUCCCUGGCGCAGCUGAUCCAGGUGAUCAUCCUGCUCAGCACCGGAGGGAAGAACGGCGGCGGGUAUCUGGCGUCCAAGUACGUCGUGAUCGCCUUCCACGCCGCGAUCCUGCUGAGCCACGCCGUCAUCAACAGCCUCUCCAUCACCUGGAUGUCUUUCUUCGGUCAGUUCGCUGCUGCCUGGAACAUGUUAGGUGUCUUUGUCCUGAUGAUUGCUGUGCCAACCGUUGCUACUGAGAGGGCCAGUGCUAAGUUUGUGUUCACCCAUUUCAACACCGACAACAAUGCUGGAAUUCACAGCAACCUGUACAUCUUUGUUCUAGGGCUCCUGAUGAGCCAGUACACACUGACAGGAUACGACGCGUCUGCGCAUAUGACUGAAGAAACGAAGAACGCUGACAGGAACGGCCCGAUCGGUAUCAUCAGCGCGAUCGGGAUAUCGAUACUAGUAGGCUGGGGCUACAUCCUUGGCAUCACAUUUGCAGUGAAGGACGUGCCGUACCUGCUGAGCCCUGACAAUGACGCCGGAGGGUACGCGAUCGCCGAAGUGUUCUACCUCGCCUUCAAAAGCCGGUACGGGAGCGGCGUUGGUGGGAUCAUCUGCCUGGGGAUCGUCGCUGUCGCCAUAUACUUCUGCGGCAUGAGCUCAGUGACAAGCAACUCGAGGAUGGCGUAUGCGUUCUCGAGAGACGGCGCGAUGCCCUUCUCGUCCGUCUGGCACAAGGUGAACGAGCAAGAAGUGCCGAUCAACGCUGUCUGGCUCUCGGCUUUCAUCGCCCUCUGCAUGGCAUUGCCGUCGUUGGGCAGCCUGGUGGCGUUCCAGGCGAUGGUGUCGAUCGCGACGAUCGGGCUGUACAUCUCGUACGCGCUGCCGAUCCUGUUCCGGGUGACGCUGGCGCGCAAGCACUUCGUGCCGGGCCCCUUCAACCUGGGGCGCUACGGCGUGCUGGUGGGCUGCGUCGCCGUGCUCUGGGUGGCCACCAUCACCGUGCUCUUCUCGCUGCCGGUCACGUACCCGGUGACCAAGGACACGCUCAACUACACCCCGGUCGCCGUCGGCGGGCUCUUCUUCCUCGUGCUCGCGUCCUGGGUCCUCAGCGCCAGGCACUGGUUCAAGGGCCCCGUCACGAAUCUGGACGGAUGAAUGGAACAGAAUGGGGGAUGUUCAGGCGAUUUCAGGCUGUCACGGUGGAGGCUGUGAAAUGUAUUGUGGGUAACGACGAGAUGCAUUCCAUAUUUCCAUGGGAGAAGAAACUGAGCAAGAGCUGGAGGCAACGAGAUGCUGUAAUUAGCGUGGAUCGCAGUGUUCGUCAAUUGGCAAAAUGCUUUUAAGAAGUAGGAUUGGGUAACUAAUUGCGUCUUUUUAUAGAGGCAAACAUGUCCAUUGUUUGUUUGCAUCACUCUAUUUGGUUUCCACUGUUCCUUAACCAGGGUGCAAAGUGGAUGGGAAACCAUUGAAAUUUAUCAUUAUUACUUAAGAGUUAAGACUUGUUGGACAA
Messenger RNA from Phragmites australis (common reed), 2846 nucleotides. RefSeq names its product amino-acid permease BAT1 homolog. Lineage: Eukaryota; Viridiplantae; Streptophyta; Magnoliopsida; Poales; Poaceae. Gene Ontology annotation, cellular component: membrane. Bases 947 to 2491 code for a protein of 514 amino acids. Gene Ontology annotation, biological process: transmembrane transport; gamma-aminobutyric acid transport. The transcript is spliced from 8 exons. The record is from RefSeq and is a predicted model, not a curated record. Gene Ontology annotation, molecular function: gamma-aminobutyric acid transmembrane transporter activity; L-lysine transmembrane transporter activity; L-glutamate transmembrane transporter activity.